AUGUCCAUCCUCCCUGCUCUUCUCUGCCUUGGGCUGAGUCUUGGCCAGAAAACCCAUCUGCAGGCAGGGAACGUCCUCAAGCCCACCAUAUGGGCUGAGCCAGGCUCUAUGGUCCCUUCAAGGAAAUCUGUGACCAUCUGGUGUCAGGGGACCAGGAAGGCCCAGGAGUAUCAUCUGUAUAAUGAAGAAAUGAAUACACCUUUUGACACACAGAAAACACUGGAACCCAGGGACAAAGCCAAGUUCUUCAGAGAACAAAUCAUUGCAGGAAGAUAUCAUUGUAAAUACCUCAGCCCCACUGGCUGGUCAGAGCCCAGUGAUACCCUGGAGCUGGUGGCAACAGGAAUCUACUACAAACCCAGCCUCUCAGCCCUGCCCAGCCCUGUUGUGACCUCAGGAGGGACUGUGACCCUCCAGUGUGGCUCGUGGAAGAAGUUUGACAGGUUCAUUCUGACUAAGGAAGGAGAAGACAGGCUCUCCCAGACUCUGGACUCACAGCACCAUCCCAGUGGGCAGGUCCAGGCCCUGUUCCCUGUGGGCCCUGUGAUCCCCAACCACAGGUGGACAUUCAGAUGCUAUGGAUAUUUUAGGAAGUACCCCCAGGAGUGGUCUCACCCCAGUGACCCCCUGGAGCUCCUGGUCUCAGGUGGCUCAGGAAAGCCCUCCCUCCUGACCCAGCAGGGCCACAUUGUGGCCUCUGGACAGAACCUGACCCUCCAGUGUCUCUCUGACCUCGGCUAUGACAGAUUUGCUCUGUCCAAGGAGGGGGGACAGGACCUCCCCCAGAUCACUGUCCUGCAGCCCCAGGCUGGGCUCUCUCAGGCCGACUUCCCCGUGGGCACUGUUAGCAGCUCCCAUGGAGGCCAGUACAGGUGCUAUGGUGGACACAGGCUCUACUCUGAGUGGUCAGCCCCCAGUGACCCCCUGGACAUCCUGGUGGCAGGAUGGCUCCCUGACAGACCCUUCCUCACUGUGCAGCCAGGCCCCAGAGUGACCUCAGGAGAGAACGUGACCCUGCUGUGUCAGUCACAGAGCCCGAGGGACACUUUCUUUCUGACCAAGGAAGGGGGAGCCGAUCUUCCCCUGCGUCUCAGAUCACAGUCCCCAGCUCAGCAGCACCAGGCAGAGUUCUCCAUGGGUCCUGUGACCUCAGCCCAUGGGGGUACCUACAGGUGCUACAGUGCAAACCACAGCAGCCCCUACCUGUUGUCACAGCCCAGUGCCCCCCUGGAGCUUCUGGUCUCAGAACACUCUGGAGGACUCCGCCCCUCACCCACAGGGCCCAUCCCCAAAGCUGGUCUCCAAUGGUACUGGAACAUGCUGAUCGGGGUUUGGGUGAUCCUCAUUCUGCUGCUCUCCCUCCUCCUCUGCCUCUUCCGACACCAGCAUGAGAACAAAGGCAGGACAUUGGUUGCUGCCAUGAAGGACCCACAACCCAGGGAGAGGAUGGAGCUGGACCCUCAGGAUGUGACCUACGCCUACCUGAACCACUUGGCCCUCAGGCAGGAGACAAGUGCACCCCCUUCCUCCCCAUCAGAGGACCCCCCCGAUGAGCCCAGUGUGUAUGCUGCUCUGGCCGUCCACUAG
Molecule: messenger RNA, 1587 nt
Organism: Phyllostomus hastatus (greater spear-nosed bat)
Lineage: Eukaryota; Metazoa; Chordata; Mammalia; Chiroptera; Phyllostomidae
Product: leukocyte immunoglobulin-like receptor subfamily A member 6
Exons: 10
Coding region: 1-1587 (528 amino acids)
Biological process (GO): cytokine-mediated signaling pathway
Molecular function (GO): inhibitory MHC class I receptor activity
Source: RefSeq, a predicted model, not a curated record